AUGGAGAUUCAACACUUCAGCCAUAAACAUCCCUUGACAUUCAAGAUCAUGAAUCCCAGCGACACCAAUUCAGUCAGCUGCUAUGCCUGCAGAAAAAGCUGCGUCGAUCUGAUUUAUAGCUGCAAGGUGUGUAAUGGACAUCACCUCCACAAGUCCUGCGCUGAACUGCCUGAAAAGAUUACCGAACACCCCUUUCAUCCUGCCCACCCACUGCCUCUGGUGUUCAGUGGCGGGAGCUAUGCUUGCUGUGGCUGCGGUAAAUGGGAUAGUACCCUCCUCUACUGGUGCAAAGCCUGCAACUUCACCCUCAGCCCAGACUGCGCCCUGAAGCCCACGCUGAAGUACGAGUUCUUGGGUCAGGGGCAAAUCAGGCAUUUCUUGCACAAACACCCUCUGAGUUUCAUGGAGACGAAGCUCACAAACGCAGCAGGGGAUGUGUGUUCUGCGUGUGAGAAGAGCUGCUCAGGCAAGAUGAGCUAUUACUGUCGGCAAUGCCCGAGCUUUAAGCUGCACAGGUCCUGCGCUGAGCAGCUACCACGAGCAAUCCAACACAUCUUCCAUAUGCAGCAUCCUAUGAUUCUGCGAGCCAAAGAUUACACGUUUGAUCGCCCAUGCCACACCUGCAAGAGGACUGACAAUGCACUGACAUAUCGAUGCAGCAUGUGUCGUAUUGAGAUGGAUCCCACUUGUGCUCUAGCAACCUCGACUAAUAUAGCGUAA
This is a messenger RNA of Punica granatum (pomegranate), 720 nucleotides long. The record is from RefSeq and is a predicted model, not a curated record. NCBI's taxonomy places the organism in Eukaryota, Viridiplantae, Streptophyta, Magnoliopsida, Myrtales, Lythraceae.